Cucurbita moschata (crookneck pumpkin) is the source of this 1471-nucleotide messenger RNA. Its product is annotated as probable GABA transporter 2. The transcript has 8 exons. Lineage: Eukaryota; Viridiplantae; Streptophyta; Magnoliopsida; Cucurbitales; Cucurbitaceae. The coding region runs from base 66 to 1412 and encodes 448 amino acids. The record is from RefSeq and is a predicted model, not a curated record. Gene Ontology annotation, cellular component: plasma membrane.
UUUAAAUAUCAUUCGCCGGUACCGGCCUUGGAUUCCACCACCGCCCGCCGACAGCGACAACUACGAUGGGGAUUCAGCUUCCGGUCACCGAAGACCGAAUCUCCGACGCCGGAGCAUCAUUCGUCCUCCAAUCCAAAGGGGAAUGGUGGCAUGCGGGAUUCCAUUUGACGACGGCGAUUGUCGGACCGACGAUUCUAACGCUGCCGUACGCGUUCAGAGGAUUAGGUUGGGGAUUAGGGUUUUUCUGCUUGACGAUUAUGGCAGUUGUGACUUUCUACUCGUAUUUCCUCAUGUCGAAGGUUCUCGAUCACUGCGAGAAGGCCGGUCGCCGUCACAUCCGAUUCCGGGAACUCGCCGCCGACGUAUUAGGAUCUGGAUGGAUGUUUUACUUCGUAAUAUUCAUCCAAACCGCGAUCAAUACUGGAGUUGGAAUUGGAGCAAUCUUGCUCUCCGGGCAGUGCCUUCAGAUAAUAUAUUCAAACCUUUACCCAAAUGGAUCCAUGAAACUGUACGAGUUCAUAGCAAUAGUAACAGGAGUGAUGAUCAUUCUGUCUCAGCUUCCAACCUUCCACUCUCUUAGACAUGUCAGUCUGGCUUCUCUGCUUCUCAGCUUGGGCUACGCAUUUCUUAUUAUUGCUGCUUGUAUCAUUGCAGCAAUGAGCAAAGAAGCUCCAGAAAGGGAGUAUAGCUUAGAAUCAUCACCAAAAUCAAGGGUCUUCAGCGCCUUCACUUCCAUCUCCAUUUUAGCAGCCAUUUUUGGGAACGGAAUCCUUCCUGAAAUCCAAGCAACUCUAGCAGCUCCAGCGAGUGGGAAGAUGGUGAAAGGGCUUUUGAUGUGUUACUGUGUGAUAUUUGUAACUUUCUACGCCAUUGCAGCAUCUGGAUAUUGGGUGUUUGGAAACAGGGCAAGCUCCAAUAUUCUGCUGAGCCUGACGCCGGACACUGGACCUCCAUUGGCUCCCGCUUGGAUUCUUGGGCUCGCUGUCAUCUUUGUUCUUCUUCAACUCCUCGCCAUUGGACUGGUGUAUUCACAAGUGGCAUACGAAAUAAUGGAGAAGCAAUCAGCUGACACGAAGAAAGGAAUGUUUUCCAAAAGGAACCUUAUUCCAAGGCUCAUUCUUCGCUCAAUAUACAUGAUCAUCUGUGGCUUUUUUGCUGCUAUGCUUCCAUUCUUUGGUGACAUUAGUGCCGUGGUGGGUGCUAUUUGCUUCAUUCCUCUUGAUUUCAUUCUACCAAUGCUUCUCUAUAACAUCACCCACAAUCCUCCCAAAUCCUCCCUCACCUAUUCUAUCAACCUCGCCAUUAUUGUCGUAUUCACCGGGGUUGGACUCUUGGGUUCGUUCUCUUCUAUACGAAAGCUCGUUCUUGAUACUUCCAAGUUCAAGCUCUUCAGUAAUGAUGUUGUCGAUUGAUCUAAAAAAUCCCUCUAAAUUUUGUAUCCAAUUUAAAAAUACUCUUAAAAUUUCUUAAA